GCUCGCGCAUGCGCAGUUAGCAGUCGCUGCUGGGCGGCUGCCGGCGGGAUCGGUCUGGGGAGACGCAGGGGACCGAGUAGCAGCCAGUCGGACACCUGAGCUGCCGCUGCCGGACACAAGCCCUUAGGACAGGUGUGUGGACCGCGGGGCCGGGGUGAGGAAUCCGGUCCGGAUGCCCGGGCUGCCCCCGAUUCUGAGUCCAGAAGAUUCAGCUGGGUGCGGCCAGAUGGUCAAUAUGCGUUUCCAAGGUGUUGGACUAUGCUUGAGUCUUCUGUUCAUCACUGUCAAUGCAGAAUUUAUGAAUGAUGGUGUUGAAGUGGAAGACUUCAAUGGAAAUUCAGAAGAGAGUAAUAUUAAAGAAGAUGAGACUUCCUCAGGGACUAUUAAAUAUAAGACACCUCAGCCUAUAGGAGAAGUGUAUUUUACAGAAACAUUUGACAGUGGAAAGCUGGCUGGGUGGGUCUUAUCAAAAGCAAAGAAGGAUGAUAUGGAUUCAGAAAUUUCCAUAUAUGAUGGAAGAUGGGAAAUAGAAGAACUGAAGGAAGACCAGGUACCCGGCGACCGAGGACUGGUUCUGAAGUCUAAAGCCAAGCACCACGCAAUAUCUGCGGUCCUCGCAAAACCUUUUGUUUUCUGUGAUAAACCUUUGGUAGUUCAAUAUGAAGUCAAUUUCCAAGAUGGUAUUGACUGUGGAGGUGCAUACAUUAAACUGCUAGCAGACACUGAUGAUUUGAUUCUGGAAAACUUUUAUGAUAAAACAUCCUAUACCAUCAUGUUUGGACCAGAUAAAUGUGGAGAAGAUUAUAAACUUCAUCUUAUCUUCAGACACAAACAUCCCAAAACUGGAGCUUUUGAAGAAAAGCAUGCCAAACCUCCAGAUGUUGAUCUGAAAGAGUUCUUCACAGACAGGAAGACUCACCUCUAUACCCUUGUGAUGAAUCCGGAUGAUACAUUUGAAAUCUUCAUUGAUCAGAAAGUUGUGAACCAAGGGAGCUUGCUAGAGGAUGUGGUCCCACCUAUCAACCCACCCAGAGAAAUUGAUGAUCCCAGCGAUAAGAAGCCAGAUGAGUGGGAUGACAGAGCCAAAAUCCCCGACCCCAGCGCAGUCAAGCCGGAGGACUGGGAUGAAAAUGAACCUGCCCAAAUAGAAGACUCAAGUGCUGUUAAACCUGAUGGCUGGCUUGAUGAUGAACCGAAAUUUAUCCCCAAUCCUAGUGCCAAGAAGCCUGAUGAUUGGAGUGAUGACAUGGAUGGAGAAUGGGAGGCACCACGUAUGCCUAAUCCAGCCUGUCAGAUUGGAUGUGGCGAGUGGAAACCCCCUAUGAUAGAUAACCCAAAAUACAAAGGAGUCUGGAAACCGCCAAUGAUCAAUAAUCCUAGCUACCAGGGAAUCUGGAGUCCUCAGAAGAUCCCUAACCCCGAUUAUUUUGAGGAUGACCACCCAUUCCUUCUGACUUCUUUCAGUGCUCUGGGCUUAGAGCUUUGGUCUAUGACUCCCAACAUCUACUUUGAUAAUUUUAUCAUCUGUUCAGAAAAGGAGGUGGCAGAUCGCUGGGCUGCAGAUGGCUGGGAACUGAAGAUAAUGGUGGCGAAUGCUAACGAGCCUGGUGUGCUCAAACAGCUAACCACAGCAGCAGAGGCGCGCCCAUGGCUCUGGCUCUUGUACCUUGUGAUGGCUGGGUUGCCCAUAGCAUUAGUUACUUCAUUUUGUUGGCCAAGAAAAGUAAAGAAAAAAUAUGAAGACAUGGAUCCUAAGACAAAUGACAUAUGUAAACCGCAGACCAAGGCUGCUCUGGAACAAGGGGUAGAGGAGGAGAAGGCCCCGGAGAAGCCAGAAGAUUUGGAAGAGGAAAAGAAACCCAGUGAUGGUGACAUGGUCAUCGUUGAAAAGGAGGAAGUUGGUGAACCGGAAGAGAAGAGAGAAGAACGGGAAACCAUAGAAGGGCAGGAGGAAAUGGACAAACUGAAUAAAUCUGGAUCAGAGGACGAGAUGAAAGAAGCCGACGAGAGCACAGGGUCUGGAGACGCACCAGUGAAGUCAUUACGCAAGAGGAGGGUACGGAAGGACUGAUGUGUCUCAAGUAUUCCAAAUCCCCAAGAGAGAGAGCUGGCAUCCUAAAGUUAGCGUGCCCCAAAGGACAGUGAAUCCAUCUGCACAAACUCUUUCUAAAUAUCUAGCAAUGUUACUUUUUCAGAUACUUCUUUCUUUCUUUCUUUUUUUGGGGGGAAAGUAACUUUGAAGUUAACUGGUCUUUGAAUUUAGAAUAAAAGAAAAGUGGCACAUUA
Peromyscus eremicus (cactus mouse) is the source of this 2286-nucleotide messenger RNA. RefSeq names its product calmegin (gene Clgn). Bases 173 to 2071 code for a protein of 632 amino acids. The record is from RefSeq and is a predicted model, not a curated record. The transcript has 15 exons. Gene Ontology annotation, molecular function: calcium ion binding. Gene Ontology annotation, cellular component: endoplasmic reticulum; endoplasmic reticulum membrane. Gene Ontology annotation, biological process: protein folding. Lineage: Eukaryota; Metazoa; Chordata; Mammalia; Rodentia; Cricetidae.